AUUUGUAAGCAUUCUUUCUUUACCUGGGCAAGCAUGUGUGAAUUAUGAAAAGUACUGUUAGUUGAAUAACUCGCCUUAAAAUUGAACUCUGUCAAUACGAACCCGCUUAAGUCACAUACCUAAGUGUGAAAUGGACAGAGACAAUUCACAAGGUGAAAUCACAAGAGAAGAUUUGCCUUUAAAAUCUAAUAAGCCAACUUCUGCCUGUGAAGAAUACAUAGGUGGUUCCAAAUUCAUUAACAUUUCAUUUGGAACAUUAACUGUUAUAAUAACCAUUGCUUUAGUUUUACAAAUUUAUUAUGGAGACUAUCAGGUAGUACCCCAUGGAAGUGUCGCAACAGACAAUCUUGAAUGUUCUGAGAUUGGUACAGCUAUUUUAAAAAAAGGUGGAAAUGCUGUAGAUGCUGCCAUAGCAAGCACAUUUUGUCUUUCUGUUUUCGCACCCCAUGUUACAGGAUUAGAUGCGGAUGGACAGCUUUUAUUGUACAAUCAUAGGACAAGAAAUCCUGCGAUAUUGGUGGAUUUUAGUAAUUUAAAUGUAUCCACUGACUUGCCCAGAUUAGUGUUAGGGUUGGCUUAUUGUCAAAAAAAAUACGGAUCAUUACCAUGGAAGGAUUUGGUCGAACCAUCGAUUCGAUAUGCAAGAGAUGGCUUUUUGGUUUCUAAAGUUCUAGUUCAAGCCAUACAACUCAAAAAAGCUGAAGAAUUAUUCGGACAUUUAGAAGCUAGCCAGUUAAUUAAAGUCAAGAAGUUACCGGAAACAUUACAAAAUAUAGCCGAUAUUUCUGAGAGUCAGUUAUAUUCCUAUAUAAAACCAGAUAAUAGUCCAGUAGAAUCCGAAGCUUACAAGUUUAAUUUUAACAAUUACAAUAUAUUUGUACCAAACGUACCAUCUAUCGGGCCACAAUUGGCACUUGUGAUGCAGCAAAUUGAGAAAUUUAAAUUCUCAUUGGAAGAUACAAAGAAAGCAAGAUUUUUUUAUAAAAUGGCAGAAACAAUGCAGAUUGUGUACAGAGAUUUUCAGAUAGGACUCACAUUCCACGAAGGGGUAUCAGCUAAUGUUGUUGCAGUGGACAAAGAUGAUAAUUACGUAUCUUUGAUAUCAGGUUUGACUUUUCUUUUUGGAAGUGGAGAAAUGACAUCAUCAGGUUAUAUUAUGAAUGCAAAAAUGGAAAAUAGAAGAUGUAGUAGGCUACCGGUACUCUUGACCGAUACACAUCAUAUAUGCGGUAGAAGAAUAAUAUUCGGUGCUAAUAAUAUCGCUCUGGCUGCUCAAGUUAUUUCAACUCUUCUAUUAGGGGAUAUGAAUGUUACCGAGAGCAUUGAAAGUCCCAGAUUCCAUGUGGCACCAAUUGGUACCAUUGGCAUUGAACGUUUUCAUUACCCUUCUUUCGAUAAAGAAAUAGCUCAAUAUUUGCAAUCUCUCAGUUCCAUACCAAACCCUGUGUACGAACCAUACGACAGUAUUAACGUUGUUGAAAAAACUGGCGACUCCUUGAGCUCCCACUCCGAUAGUCGUGGCGGUGGUAUAGCUAGCAGAUUCUGAGGAUUCCUGUAACAGUUUUCUCGAAAAAUACCAAAAAGUAUGAAGGUUAACAUGUACUUAAGUUUUCAGAUACCAAGAACACUUGCUCCCACUACGAGGUUCUUAAAGCUAAUAACAAGACUAAAUAAAUUGAAUAGUAACAACAAACGGACUCAGUUUCCAGGGUAUUUCAACAUUUCAUUAAAGUCUUCUUUCUGUGAUAUUAUCAUUGUUGAUAUUCUGUACGUUAUUCAAUAUUAAUUUUUACUUUAUUUAUUGUUUUGUAUUUAACUAGAUUUUUAAUAUGUAUAAAUAAACUCAUAUUAUGAUAUUAUAUAUUUACCUCUGAUGGGUUAGUAAAUAAAAAAAAUGUAGAGUA
Harmonia axyridis is the source of this 1904-nucleotide messenger RNA. RefSeq names its product glutathione hydrolase 7-like. The coding region runs from base 131 to 1546 and encodes 471 amino acids. The transcript has 8 exons. Gene Ontology annotation, cellular component: plasma membrane. NCBI's taxonomy places the organism in Eukaryota, Metazoa, Arthropoda, Insecta, Coleoptera, Coccinellidae. Gene Ontology annotation, molecular function: glutathione gamma-glutamate hydrolase. The record is from RefSeq and is a predicted model, not a curated record. Gene Ontology annotation, biological process: glutathione catabolic process.